Messenger RNA from Candidozyma auris, 1080 nucleotides. RefSeq lists its product as uncharacterized. The record is from RefSeq and is a predicted model, not a curated record. Gene Ontology annotation, molecular function: electron-transferring-flavoprotein dehydrogenase activity; flavin adenine dinucleotide binding. The coding region runs from base 1 to 1080 and encodes 359 amino acids. NCBI's taxonomy places the organism in Eukaryota, Fungi, Ascomycota, Pichiomycetes, Serinales, Metschnikowiaceae. The transcript has a single exon. Gene Ontology annotation, cellular component: cytoplasm.
AUGUCCCACGUUGUUGUCUUGGGCGGUUCAUUUGCAGGCUGCCACGCCAUCAAAACUCUAUAUGGACUCUCCGACUCAAUUGAGGUGACCCUUGUGGCUCCUUCGACACACGCAUACUUCAACUGCGCUGCUCCCAGGGUGCUUGUGGAGCCUGAGGUGCUCGAAAAGACCUUUUUUUCGCUUGAGGAUUUCAUCCAAAAGGUGUCAAAAGGCAAGGGCAAAUACGUGCAGGCCUCUGCCACCAGUGUCGACUUUGACAAAAACGAAGUGACCAUCAAAGUUGAUGGAUCCCCUCAGGUGGUCCAGUACGACUACUUGGUGAUAGCAACGGGCUCUAAAUCCCACGAUGAAGGAUUCAAGGUCAACACUUCGCACGAGGAGGCGAAAAAAGGCAUUCUCGAAUGGGGCAAUAAACUCAAAGAGGCCAAGUCCAUUGCCAUUUUGGGCGGUGGGCCUACAGGCGUAGAGAGUGCUGGGGAGAUUGCCCACGACUUGAAGAAGAAGGUGGUGUUAUACACUGGUGAUAGUGCACCGUUGGCGCCAUGGAACUUGGGCGAAGGCGCCACCAAGAAACUCGAGAAGUUGGGCGUGGAGGUGAUCAACAAGGUCCGUUACACCAAGAUCGACAAGACGGGCUCGGGCUUCCACGUUGUGUUCGACGAUGGCCUGGAGAAGGACUUCGAUCUUGUUCUCAACACUACCCUCUACACUCCGUACCUGGACUUUUUGCCUGACUCAGUGAAGAACAAAGCAGGAUACGUGGUCACUGACGAUCAAUUGAUAGUACAGGGCCAGAAGAAUGUUUUCGCUUUGGGUGACAUUUUGGCCAUUGGCGCCAGAUCAAUUGUCGACUUGAAGAUGGGCCAACUUCCAGUUUUCGCAGCCACCGCGAAGACCCAUAUUGUGGGGCAGCAAGGUGCAGUGAAAAAGUUUGCCCCGGUCACGAGCACAAUUCUUGUGCCCAUCUCAAGAAAGGGCGGCGAAGGCCGUCUCUUUGGCUGGAGUUUGCCCAACUUCCUUGUGUGGUUUCUCAAAUCACGGAAUUUUAUGGUAGACCAAGCGUCCGACAGCUUCACUUAG